This is a messenger RNA of Carassius carassius (crucian carp), 1708 nucleotides long. Its product is annotated as sarcalumenin-like. Gene Ontology annotation, molecular function: GTPase activity; GTP binding. The record is from RefSeq and is a predicted model, not a curated record. The transcript is spliced from 12 exons. The coding region runs from base 186 to 1538 and encodes 450 amino acids. NCBI's taxonomy places the organism in Eukaryota, Metazoa, Chordata, Actinopteri, Cypriniformes, Cyprinidae.
GUCUUUGCGCACAUCGGUGACGUGGCCAGCAUUACCCAGCAGACCGGGGCGAUUUGAACUUCAUUUUGGAUGCAAGUAAUUUUCUAUUUCAUUUCAUUGUUUUCAAACCAUUUUACCCGCGGAUUUUACCUUUAUAUGUGAUAAAAUCCAAGCUAUUUUAGUACAGCCAGUAAGUCCGCAUCACGAUGUCCGGGAAAAUCAAAAGCAGGAGCGCUGCAAAUGCCGACUCGAUAUCUGCCAGUGUGUCCUGCGACGAGCGCAUCUUACGGGACUGCCAUCAGAUGUACACCAAUCCGGAGAGCGGACUAAUAUCAAUCGCUCAGACUGUUGGGGUGACCUUGCUGCCUCCCCGGAAAAAGAUAACUGCGAUGUUGAUCGGGAACCACUCCGCUGGAAAGAGCAGCUUUAUCAAUUGGUAUGUGGAGGAGCAUAUCCAAAGAACAGGGGUCGCUAUAGAGACACAGGGUUUCAGCUUUGUUACAAGUGGACGAAAGCGGGAAUCGCUCACAGGAAAUGCAACGCUCCAUCUCUAUCCCCAUUUCAAAACAUUGAAGGAGUUUAAAGGGGUGUCAGAAUACCUCAGCACCGAGAUCUGUACUUCACGACAGAAGCGUUUCAGCUUGGUGACCUUUGUUGACACUCCUGGUCUGGUGGAUGGGGAUAUGAAGUACCCCUUUGACGUGGAUCAAGCUAUUCUGUGGCUUGGAGAGCUCUGUGAUCUGAUCCUGGUCUUCUUUGACCCAAUGGGACAGGCUUUAUGCAAGCGCACACUCAACAUUGUAGAGAAACUGAACGAGAAGCAAGGGGACCGUCUCCGUUUUUAUCUCAGUAAAGCAGAUGAAGCUGGAGGAGAGUCUGAUCGACAAAGAGUUAUGAUGCAGAUUGUGCAGGAGCUUUGCAAGCGUCCAGGACUCAACAAGUGUGGUUUCGACAUGCCCACCAUCUAUGUUCCCAACCCUAAUAAGCCCAGUCGAUGUGUCAAUCAGAUUGAGGAGGUGUGUCGGACUAUAGAGAAGACCAUUAACCAGACUGUGCAGAACACACUUAACUCACUGGAGAAGGACUGCAACCUCAUCACCGAGGCCAUCGCUGAGACUCUUGAUAAUGACCGGCAGUGCAGUAUAGAGAACCGUCGAUCACGUUUUAAGGGCUGUUUGUUGGGCAUGCUGGGUUUCACUGUGCCCCUGCUGCUCCUCGUCACCCUGGUGCUUGGCAGCCUCUCCAAAGAUGUGCUGGUGCUCAUGCUGGGUAAUAGUGGCACAGAGGCACUCACACUAUAUGUGGUUCCUGCAGUGAAGGUGUUUGAAUCCUUGUCAGCGGAGGUGCAGCUGUACAGCUGUGCUGGACUGGUGCUGUUGUCCUUCUGCUUUAUCCUCAUUGCUCGCUUUUCUUUCAGGACCAAACCAACACUGUCUGGGAAACAAAAGAGACAGCUUCAGCAAAAACUGGAGUAUGUCCAGGAGGUAGUGAAGAGCAAAAAGAAAAAUCUCUAUGAGGAGUACCUGCGUCAGAGUGUGGGUGAUCAGGACAUGAACUGAGAGGGAAUAUAGACUUCAAAGAUCUGGAUGGGAUGAAUACAGCACAGAAGUACCACUAAACCGUAUCUAAUCAUUCCUGUAAUGUAUCAAGACACAGAGAAGCUAUUUCAUGGGCACUUAGUUGCACACUACUGCUCCUGUAAGCUCUGUCUUUCAGCAUUAAAUAAUGA